GGGGAAUAGGUUUACCCCCCUUAUUGAUAUAGGGUUUAUAGUAGCAUUAUGCGCAUGUCUCAUCAAGACUAAGAAUAGGAAGCUCCAGGUGCUUAUGCGUAUGUGGCUUCUUGAAACCUACAUAUAAGGUUACUUUAUAGAUAUGGUAACUACCUCGGUAGGAAGACAUUGACAUCAACACUAGUCUAUCCUACUUGCCUUAUGUCUUCUCUACAUGUAGAUAGUAGCGGAUAGUCUCACAGCCAUUACUAGGUUCGUAUAUCCAUGAAGAUACCUAUCCAUCAUCUUAUAGAUGCUAAUAUCAAAAUGCUACAUACCACGUAACAACAUUUAUAUAAGGCAAAGAUUACACACGGAAGCUGAAGGUUAUCAUAGAUAGUCGUAUUAUGCGAUUAUUAAACUGCCUAAUACAACACACCCGGCGCGCACAAGCUCAAGCCAUACUUAGCGAUCCGCAGAAACAGCACGACAUGGAGGCACCAAAAAUUUUAACCCGGGGGGUGUGCUACUGUGCCAUCUGUGGCGGCCCAUUCGAACCCCCUGAUUUUAUGAAUAAGAAAUCCAAUAUAACUUUUGGCUAUAAUCCGGAAACAGUCAGUAAAAAGCAAGCCUCCUGGAUCACGAAAGUCCGUGUGUUAUUAGAACAGAUUCCCGGUGAUAGAGGGGGAUAUAUAUCUGGAGUGGGAAAAUUCCAGGAUGGCUUUAUUGAGCUCGAUCCCGAAGACGAUGAUAACCGCCCCAUACCUAGCCAGAUCAAUUACGAUUGCUAUAAAACGAAUUUAACGGCGAGACCAUUAGGUGCCAUCCCCUUCCAUUGGCCAUGCUAUGAAAUAUUAGCCAGUGCCCUAUAUCCUAACACGAACAACCCAAUUCAUCAUGUGGACUUAGAUCGGCUUUUCUUGACAAUGUUUUUGCUCACAGAGAAUGGCGUUUCGCUAGCCAUCGAGUCUGGUGCUGAGGAACGACAAAAAGAACAUUAGGAAUGCCGUACAGGCGAAGAGUUUUUCAUUGCAAACCCAGCUCCUUCAGCCGAAUUGACAUUUCGUGUCGGAAAGAUCAUGGCAGGCGUGCGAUUCCCUAAGUCACCUCCAGAUUUUGAUCUUGGAAGCCGAGUGAUAAAUGACCCAUUCAAAAAACUACCAUCCGGUAUCAUCUACUUGAUCUGUCAGCAGCUCCCCGCCACAGAUAUUCCUCUAUUUGCCCAGGCGUCUUAGUGGGUUAAUGCUGUCCUUCGCAAAGGUAACUUCUGGAGGUAUCUUAUCAAAUACGGCAUGCCUUGGUUCAUCGAAAUAGAGGAACUUAUUAAACUAGGCACCUUGCGCCGCGAGAGUUUAUUCAGAGGAAUUUUUUUCUGGGCGUUGGAUGCAAUCCAAGACUACACAGGGCUAACAGGUCCUCUCGUACACGUUGCAAAUCGGCGGCGAAUAUGGGAAGCCUGCGAGGACAUAGCAUUGACCUACUAUAAUAACGACGUCAAACGCGCUAUAAGAACAGGCUGAAUGAUCGAAUAGAAGAGAAUAUCAAAUUUAAGUUAAUAUUAGAAUGCUUCAUUUUGCUCUGGUUCUAUAAAAAGGUAACCUAAGGGGUUCAUUAAUGGAAUAAUACAGAGAUACGUUAAUCAAUUAUGUACAUGUAAUUAACCACGUUAGCACGUGAUCUGAGAGAAUGACUUCAUAGGUAACCCCGGC
This is a messenger RNA of Daldinia decipiens, 1688 nucleotides long. RefSeq lists its product as uncharacterized. The record is from RefSeq and is a predicted model, not a curated record. The transcript is spliced from 2 exons. Lineage: Eukaryota; Fungi; Ascomycota; Sordariomycetes; Xylariales; Hypoxylaceae. The coding region runs from base 387 to 980 and encodes 197 amino acids.